UAGAUUUUAUAAAAGCCUUAGAUUCAACCGAAUUUCACACCAGAAUAACCACCAAGAUGUUCAAAGCUAGUACCGUAGUCGUUUGCCUCUGCUUGGCCGUUGCAACCGCAAAUCCGCUGCAACCAGAAGGCCAUAUUGCCGGUGGUAUCGCUGCUGAAGAAGGACAGUUCCCCUACCAGGUUUCGCUCCGUAGUGGCGCGAACAACGUUCACUUCUGUGGUGGCGCUGUCCUCAACAACCGCUGGAUCAUUACUGCCGGAUCAUGUGCGCAAGGUAAGGUCGCUGCUGAAAUUACCGUCGUUGCGGGAACCAAUAGUCUGAGCCGGGGCGGUUCGCUUCAUCAGGUUGAUCGCAUUGUUGUUCACACCAACUUCAAUGUCCAGACUCUGGUUAACGAUGUUGCCGUUAUGCGAGUCCGCACGCCAUUCAUCUUGAGCCAGAGCAUCGUUGCUGUGCAGAUGGCCAGCGAGUAUGUCUCCCUGGCCUACGGAGCUCUGGUAUCCGGAUGGGGACGAGUUUCGAUGGAUAACCCCAACUUCCCGGACUGGCUGCAGUACAUCCCUGUGACCAUCAUCACCAACACUGAGUGUCGUGUGCGUUUCGAAUCUCCUUACGAUGAGCGCAUCACCGAUAACACGAUCUGUUCGUCGGCCGCGGUCGGUCGAGGUGCCUGUCUGGGGGAUGCCGGUGGUCCACUACUGCACGGAGGAGAACUGCAGGGCAUCGUUUCGUGGGGAAUUCCUUGCGGUCUGGGUCAUCCUGAUGUGCACGCCCGUAUUUCCGUCCACAGGCCAUGGGUUCUGGUUCAUACUAUGGUUUAAGAUACAUGUUUAGGACGAUGAAAAGCAAGUCGAAAAUAAAAAAGUGCAAGUGCACC
Messenger RNA from Armigeres subalbatus, 877 nucleotides. Its product is annotated as chymotrypsin-2-like. The transcript has 3 exons. Lineage: Eukaryota; Metazoa; Arthropoda; Insecta; Diptera; Culicidae. The record is from RefSeq and is a predicted model, not a curated record. Gene Ontology annotation, biological process: proteolysis. Gene Ontology annotation, molecular function: serine-type endopeptidase activity. Bases 57 to 821 code for a protein of 254 amino acids.